AUGAAGCAGAGGAGGAGGAGGGAGAUGAAGCAGAGGAGGAGGAGGGAGAUGAAGCAGAGGAGGAGGAGGGAGAUGAAGCAGAGGAAAAGAGGAGGGAGAGGAAGCAGAGGAGGAGGAGGAGAUGAAGCAGAGGAGGAGGAGGGAGAUGAAGCAGAAGGAGGAGGAGGAGGAGAUGAAGCAGAGGAGGAGGAGGGAGAUGAAGCCAGAGGAGAGGAGGCUGAAGCAGAGAGGAGAAGGGAGAUGAAGCAGGAGGAGGAGGGAGAUGAAGCAGAGGAGGAGGAGGGAGAUGAAGCAGAGGAGGAGGAGGGAGAUGAAGCAGAGGAGGAGGAGGGAGAUGAAGCAGAGGAGGAGAGGGAGGAUGAAGCAGAGGAGGAGGAGGGAGAUGAAGCAGAGGAGGAGGAGGGAGAUGAAGCAGAGGAGGAGGAGGGAGAUGAAGCAGAGGAGAGGAGGAUGAAGCAGAGAGAGGAGGAGUGA
Messenger RNA from Knipowitschia caucasica, 474 nucleotides. The record is from the annotation of a GenBank genome assembly. NCBI's taxonomy places the organism in Eukaryota, Metazoa, Chordata, Actinopteri, Gobiiformes, Gobiidae.